AUGAGUAUUAAAAUAGAAUCCCUUCAUAAAAACAAUACUUGGGAUAUUGUUGAUUUGCCAUAUGGGAAGGAGGUUUUCACUAUAAAGUAUCAUGUAGAUGGGUCAAUUGAGAGGUAUAAAGCUCGACUUGUUGCCAAGGGAUAUAACCAGGUAUAUGGGAUAAAUUACACUAUGACCUUUUCUCCAUUUGCUAAGAUGACUUUGGUGAGAAUUAUUUUAUCCUUAACAAUGAGCUAUGAUUGGCCUCUGUAUCAAUUUGAUGUUAAGAAUGCAUUCCUGAAUGGUGAUCUCACUGAAGAUGUAUAUAUGUCCUUUCCUCUUGGUAUAUAUGGAAAGGAAAUGCUGGAUGAUAUUGUGGUUACUAGCAGUGAUAUAGAGGAAGUCACUGCUCUCAAGAAGUUUCUUAAUUCUGAAUUUGAAAUUAAAGAUUUAGGGGAGUUGCGAUAUUUUCUGGGCAUUGAGGUUGCUAGGUCCAAGGGAUCCAGUUCAUGCAUGCUCCCAAAGACACAUAUGGUUGCUGCAGAACUCAGGAAGGGUAUAUUAUUUGUUAAACAUGGACACAUGAAGGUAGAAGCAUAUAUAGAUGUUGAUUGGACAGGAAAUGUGGAUGAUAGGAUAUCCACAUCAGGAUAUUGUGCUAUGGUAGCCAGAAAUUUUAUUUCCUGGAGAAGUAAAAAGCAAUCAUGGUUACUAUAUCUUCAAUUGAGGUAG
Nelumbo nucifera (sacred lotus) is the source of this 711-nucleotide messenger RNA. NCBI's taxonomy places the organism in Eukaryota, Viridiplantae, Streptophyta, Magnoliopsida, Proteales, Nelumbonaceae. The record is from RefSeq and is a predicted model, not a curated record.